UUAGCUCCGCCCCUGUGUCUAACCACACACACACACACACACACUCGCACACACACAUACAACCACACACGCACACACAGCGGCAGCAGCAGGGCAUUUCCAGACUGGCUGACUCAAAACUCCAGUAGGAUCUAAAACGAACAGCAGCGCAUCGUGUUAAACCCUCACCAUGGACCUGGACCGCGUAUUCUCCCAAAUGGACUACAUCGGGGGGGAUGCAAAAGAAGCCAAGUCGGGAGUGGGGACGACGGAGGAUCGGCUAGACAGCGGUCUAGACUCGCUGAAGGACGAAGAGUACCAGGCGGUGACGGCCGAGCUCACCCAGCUACGGGUCGAGUGCUCGCGGCCACAGCAGAAACAACCAACUUCGGUCACCGGAGAUGAACACAAAUGGAGAGAGCAGAUCACGGAGGACGGAGACACGCUGCUCCACCUCUCAAUCAUCCACGAGGCCAAGGAUUAUAUAAAAAACAUGAUAGAUUCAUCGAGGAACACGCACUUCCUCAACACACAGAACAUCCUGAGACAGACUCCCCUCCACCUAGCGGUGAUCACAGGCCAAGCCGACGUGUGUGAGCGGCUCCUGUUGGCGGGCGCCGACCCCACGGCGGUGGACGACAGAGGGGACACGGCCCUUCACAUCGCCUGUCGUGGUGGCAACCUGCUCUGCUUCAGCGUCCUCACACAGAACUGUCCGUCGGAGCAGUUACGAAAGGUCAUUUCCACCUGCAACUACAAGGGUCUGAAUUGCCUCCACCUUACCUGUGUUCAUGGUUUUCUCUCAUUGGUGGAGAGCCUUGUGGCGCUAGGGGCUGACAUUAACGCGCAGGAGCAGUGCAACGGUCGCAGCGCUUUGCAUCUUGCCGUGGACCUGCAGAGCCUCUCAUUGGUCAGGCUGCUGCUAAGGGGCGGGGCCGACCCCAACCACGUCUCCUACGGAGGCUUCUCUCCCUUCCACCUGACCUACGGUCGCCACGACGACGACAUCCGGAACGCCCUGUUCCCGCUGACGGACCCGUCGCUCCGGGAGCUGCCCGACAGCGAGCCGGAGGACAGCGAGGACGAGGGCGAGAAGGAGGAGGAGGACGGACCGACGGACGAGGAGGUGGGCUACGAUGACAUCCAGUGGAACGGACAUUAAGCAGAACCCAGCAGAGACACACAGGAAGCCGCCAACGAGGCAGUAGGAGGAGACCGCCAUGAAGAGAACGAUGGCGACGAUUACAAUGAGAGACUAAACACCACCGGUCACAUCGCAUUCACUUUCCCCCUGACCCCCUGCUGACGUGAUGGCCGAGAGAGGGGGGCUUGAGCGAUGGACUAGGCACCCCCACCGGAGAGGUUCUCCACAGACUAGAUGAUCGGCAGUCAGGGGACCCGGCGAUAGGACAAACGGACGGACUCGUCAACCAACACACUGACGGGUUGUGGUGGACGGCUGGGGUCUCCCGACACGCAGUGAGGGUCUGAAUGAAGACGUACUACAUGUCGACUGAACGGGGAGGGGAUAUUUUGUUCUGCCAUAAGUGGAUUGCUCACAUAACACAUUUAAAGUUGGCACACUUGGGUGUGUGGGGGGAGGGUGAAUAGAACAACCAAAAUCACUUAGCAUAAGUCCACACGAAAUAUGUAACGGCAACAACCAUGUUGUACGAUAUUGUAAAUGGCUGUGUAUACAAAGAUGUAUUUUUUAACGGAAGCUGUGAAGGUGUACAGUCGAGCAGGUUGUAAAUGUCAUGCAACGGAACAGUCCAGCACACCAUGGUAAAUUAAACACAUGUAUUUAACUCAAGCUUCACGCGUGCUGUGUCCUUUUUCUUUUAACGCGUGUCUGGCAGGUUUUUAUGUCAGGGCAUGAACAGGGGGCUGUAUCAGCGUUUCCAUCUACGGAAAAAUGUGUUCUCGUGACCGGUUUUGGCCAGCUGUCAGUUCUUCUGUCAGUGAUGUUUUUUCCUUUGAUUUAAAUAACAGAAAAGUUAGUUAUUGGUGUUAGUUCCCCUAUUCCUCAUCUUUCACGUAAAUGGACGGAAAGUACUCUGGCCAGGGUGUGAGUCUAGAGAGAACAUAUAAGGUAGCCGUUCGUAGGGAG
Gadus chalcogrammus (walleye pollock) is the source of this 2089-nucleotide messenger RNA. RefSeq names its product nuclear factor of kappa light polypeptide gene enhancer in B-cells inhibitor, alpha b (gene nfkbiab). The record is from RefSeq and is a predicted model, not a curated record. The coding region runs from base 170 to 1141 and encodes 323 amino acids. Lineage: Eukaryota; Metazoa; Chordata; Actinopteri; Gadiformes; Gadidae. Gene Ontology annotation, molecular function: protein binding. The transcript has 6 exons.